GGGAGGGCCCUGGAAGGGGAAUUUCAAAACAAGCCUGGCGAGGGAAGGAAGGAAGGAAGGAGGGAGCGGAGCUGGCCAGCGGCGGAGCGAGGGUGUCUGAGAUGGCGACUGUGCUGUCGAGGCGGCUGGGGAAGCGUUCCUUGCUGGGGGCCCGCAUUUCAGCCCCCCCUUUGCUCGGAGACGGGGUGUUGGGGUCCCCCCAGGCUCUCCCCUUGCCAUUGGACCACCACAGCAAGGGUUCCCUCCCAUUGCUUGGGUCGUACGAGGAGAACCACUUUGCGGAGGCCAAAGCACAUGGAGAUCCACACCAGAGCUGGCCGGUGCUGCUUCCGGGCCAAAAGGCGAGCGUCUUUUGCAACGAGCAAGAUAAAGCCGGCUUGAUGGAGCAUCAUGACUGUGCCAGCGACGAAGUGAAAGCCUUGCUCCCUGAAAAUGGAUUUGCCAUCUGCCGCAAAGUGGAGGAAGCACAGCCAGCGAAUGCCCCGAUGUUGCGCAUGCCAGCCUUGGAUGCGCAGCAAGCCGUAGCCACGACAUUGGGAUUUGGCACCAUUCCCAUGGCCACCGAGGAUUGCCUGAACACGGUGGAUGCUGCUGUGGUGUCGGCCCUAAGAUCCGUGUCGCAGAAUAUCGAUGUACCUAAAAGAAAAUCAGAUGCUGCUGUUGAGAUGGAUGAAAUGAUGGCUGCCAUGGUCUUAACCAGCUUAUCCUGCAGCCCGGUGGUGCAGAGCCCACCCAGCAGCGAUGCCAGCAUCCCAGCCUCCCAAGCCUCCUGCGACGUCUGGAAGGAGAGCGGCGACUUGUCCGACGGCGGGAGCAGCACCACCAGCGGCCAUUGGAGCGGCAUCUCGACCCCUUCGCCCCCGCACUCGGAGCCCAGCCCCAAAUACUCCAGCGAGGCCCUUAGUUCUCCAAGGACCGACGACGGGUUCGAGACGGACUCAGACCCCUUUCUCUUUGAGGAGCCGGCUCCGCGGAAAAGGAAGAACUCGGUGAAGGUGAUGUACAAGUGCUUGUGGCCCAAUUGUGGCAAAGUCCUCCGCUCCAUCGUCGGGAUCAAGAGGCACGUGAAGACGCAGCACCUGGGGGACGGUGCCAACUCUGACCAGAGGAAACGGGAGGAAGACUUCUACUACACCGAAAUGCAGGUCAAGGAGGAGGCACCCCCGGAGCCCCCCACCACGGUCCCCAGCCCCUCCACCGCUGCUCCUUCCUUCGCCGGAUCCUCUCCCAUCGUCAUCCAGCCGGCUCCUUCCCAGCCAGAAGCUAUUGUCCUGGAUCAGGCCGCUUCUCUGGAGCCCCAUCUGUCCGGCAGCACCCUCAGCCAGUCGGCUCCCAGUUCCUUCUGGCACAUUCAGGCGGACCACGCAUACCAGGCUUUGCCCUCCAUCCAGAUCCCGGUGUCUCCGCACAUAUUCACCAGCAUCAGCUGGGCGGCCGCCACCUCCACCAUCCCCACCCUCUCGCCGGUCCGAAGCCGGUCCUUGAGUUUCAGUGAGCCACAGCCGACCCCACCUUUGCCCCCGCCGGUGCCGAAAUCCCACCUGAUCGUCGCGUCCCCCCCUCGGGCCCCCAGCGGAACCAGGAAAGUCCGCGGCGAAGCCAAGAAGUGCCGCAAGGUGUAUGGCAUCGAGCACCGGGACCAAUGGUGCACCGCCUGCCGGUGGAAGAAAGCCUGCCAGCGGUUUUUGGACUGAGAGCACUGGCGAGCAUGUGCAGAGCGCAUUUACUUGUGUAUAUAUGUGCACCCAAAUACACAGUGGGAAGGCUGGAGAGAGAGCUUUUUCGCGCCAUCUUUCGAGAGCGAGUGGCCGGACUGUUUCCACGCGGCCGCCUUGGAAGCCAUAUCUUGCUUGGUCCCGAGGUCUGUACAGUCUACACCUGCCAGGUUUUCUAAUGUUCCUUGUUUCGUGGGGAUGUUUCCCUUCUCUUUUUACACAUUUUCCUUGUGUUUUUUUUUUAAAAAUGCACACACACAAAGACACACAUUACACACACAUGUACACGGAGCCUCCCGUUCAUUUUUUGUAAAUAAGAGGGGCGAAGGAACGCAAAGAGAAGGAACGGGAAGUGGUCGGAGGAUGUGACGGACUUCUUUCUCUCUCUCGUGGUCGGUCCAGGGACCAAAGAACUUUGAGGCUCUUCUUUUGCUUAAUGCGGAUGAGUUUGGAUCGGUGGUUGUAGUGUGGAGCAUAGGAACGUUUCUCUCUUUCUUGCAAUUGCUUGGCGAUUAAAAAAAGGAACGGAUGGGUCGGCCAAUUGGGGUUUGGAGUCAUUGACUUGCUCCCAGGGACUUUUCACAAUGCAGUCUCCUCUCUGCAUUUGCAGGUUAUAACUUUUGCAAAUUUGAUUUUGAUAUGGUUUCUUUAGGAAUCUUUAGGUCCGUAGAAUUAUUCUAGAGAUCCCUAGAGAGAAAAUAAAUCUCUGGGAAUCUCUAUGGACUUUUUUGUAUCUUCCAGUCCCUUCUAUUGUCUUGUUACGAUCGCAAACAUAUCCUUAAAUUUAUCUAGUGAAGUAUAUGGUGCUUUGGGAGCGUAUACAGUAGAGUCUCACUUAUCCAACAUAAACAGGCCAGCAAAAUGUUGGAUAACCAAAAAUGUUGGAUAAUAAGGAGGGAUUAAGGAAAAGCCUAUUAAAUGUCAAAUUACGUUAUAAUUUUACGAAUUAAGCACCAAAAACCCAUGUUUUACAACAAAUCUACAGAAAAAGCAGUCCAAAACACAGUAAUGUUAUGUAGUAAUUACUGUAUUUUUAAAUUUAGCAUCAAAACAUCGCAAUAUAUUGAAAACAUUGACUACAAAAACAUUGGCGACUAACAAAUUGACUCCAAAUAAAAAUAGAAUGGCAUAAAAUGAACUUACAGUAGCAACAUUUUUGGAAAUUAAAUCCAUAAAAAGUUCAAUCCUUACUGCCUAGAGAACCAGCUGUGGAUCAGGGCGGGAGACAAACUGCAUUGGAUAAUCCAGAAUGUUGGAUAAGUGAGACUCUACUUUAUUCCUAAACAAUAUCAGCAAGGUAAUACCCUGCAAGCCAACACUUAACUUUAUUCAGAUUUGGGGGGGAAGGGGCAGAAUCAGAAUUGUCCACACUGUUGAUUUAAUGCAGUUUGACACUCCUUUGACUGCCAUGGUUCAAUGCUAUGGAAUUCUAUGGAUUGUAGUUUGCAUCAGCAUUGUUACCCAGAAUAGGUUAAAUAAUAAUAACAACAACAACAGUUCAUUUAUAUUCCACCCUCCUCCCCUUGAGGACUCAGAGUGGAUUAGUAUAUAAUACCUUGUAAAACUGCAACUCCCAUUGAGCCAUUGCAGUUAAAGCGGUGUCACUUUGCAUCAAUUCUACAAUGUGGAUGCACCCAUUUUCCUGGUCCUUGAAUGUUAUGAUAACCAGUUGUAACCAACGUGCAAUUUUUUCUUUGGAAAUUUUAUCAGAUAUUUUUUAAUUCCUGGGAAAACCAGUAAUUUUUGAAGCAGAAGUUCAAAUUAGCAGACCUAGAGAUUCCUAGAGAAGUUUUCUCUCCGAACCACAGUGAACGCAGAGGGUGGACUGUACACUUAAAACACAAUGAUUCCACUUCCACUUUACUUAGAGCUCUAGGGCCUCUUGCCAAACUACAAAUCCCAGGAUCCCAUGGCAGUGGAAUCAUGGUGUUUUAAUGGUUUUUGUGCAAAACUCUCUGUAGAGGCUGCAGGUUAUUCUGUGUGUGAUAAGUGAUGGUUGUUUGCACCCUCAGGUGAGCACUAUAUAUGUACAUAUAGAAACCCCACCAAAAAUGUGAACCAGAUGUUGUUGGAAGAAACAAUCAUUGCAUUAGAUUACAAUCAGAUGAAUGGGGGCUUUGUAAAUUUUUUUCCUGCAGUUUGCAAAUGAUUGAUUUCAGGGCUGUAUGGCCAUGUUUCCAGAAGCAUUCUCUCCUGAAGUUUUGCUGAUAUCUAUGGCAAUCAACCUCACAACCUCUGAGGAUGCCUGUCAUAGAUGUGGGCGAAACAUCAGGAGAGAAUGCUUCUGGAACACAGCCAUACAGCCUGGAAAACACUCAGCAACCCAAUGAAAGCCUUCGGUAACACAUUCUCUUGGGUCUCUUUGGAUGAAAUGCUUGGGAUUCAUUUAAAACCUGAAUUCAGAUACAGUGAGGUUGUGCAGUGUGAACUGGCACCACUUGGGUUCAUAUUAUGAAGCAGGACAUUGGGAUUUUGCAGCAAAGCGUGUUUUCAACUUGGAGAUGCAUUGCUACUGGCUCCCAAUGGCAGAAGCCUUUCCUAAAUGUGAAUUGAAAGUGCACAGACCAGUUCGUCAGAUCCAGAAUUCUCAAAAUGGGAUGUUUUGGACUUUGCUGGGAGGACCCAUCCAUCUGGCCAAUGCCUUGGGUUUGGAGAGCUGAAGUCCCAAAUGCCUGAAGGGAUGGGUUUGAGAACCACCUUUUUGAAUGUUUAUUUUUUUAUCCAAAUGUAGAGCAUGGAAUAUAUUGUGGGAAGGAGUCUUUGAGGCCCCUGUGUUCAGUUGGCUUUUGAGGAUGGAGUUCAAGGAUUCUGUGAUUGUGGACCAUGUAAACCUGGAUGCCAUAGCAGAAAAGCCAUUGUAAUCUUCCUUCCUUCCCUCCUUCCUUUUUCAUCUUCAUCUUCUUUCCUUCUUCCUUCCUUGCCGUUUCUUUAUCUUUUCCCCUCCCUCCCCACCUUUUUCUCUUCUUUCCUUCAUCUUUUCCUUCUUUUCAUUAUCUUCUUGCUUCUUCCCUUCUUCCCUUUCCCUCUCUUCCUACCUUUCAUCCAUUCAUCUAUCCAUCCCUUUCCCUCUUCUUUUCAUCCAUAUCUUUCCUCUUCUUUCUUUAAUCCCUCCUUUAUUUUCAUCCAUCCAUAUCCUCUGUCGCACCUCAGAAUAGUUCACCUUGCUAUAGACACAGAAGAAAGUCUUUUAAAGUUUUAUUGAGCAAAAGCAAAUAUAUAUCAAAGCAGGCAGUUGAAAGGUUUUUCAAAGUUGCAAUAAAAGAGUCAAUAGGAAUCCAAAUAGUUCAUAAGCCAUAAAAAUCCAUAAUUCAUAGCAAUCCAAUAAUCCAUAGGUCAGAACAGUAGACAAUAGAUCCCAAAGAACAAAGGCCCAAAGGUUACAAAGAUCCAGAAAACUUCUCUUAGGCAUGAAGCAUGAACAUCCACAUAGGGGAAGCGAGAAUUUGCUUUGAUGAAGAUCUAUCUGCAAACACACACUUUUAAAAGCACCCCAGAAAAGCAUUUCUCUUCCCUGAAGAGGCCUCUCUCUUUCCCGCCAGCCUCACACUCCUACGGAGCUGAACUCCUUUCCAUAACAACCGGUCCGCCCUAGAUAAUUCAAGGUCUUCGUUAUCUUGCACCUGAACCGGGACUUGAAACAUCUCUUGCUUGUUAAUUCCCAGGGGAAUGUCAUCCUGGCUGUUAUCUAUGGCUUCUGGGGUCAACAGUUCAUUCUGCUCAAACUGCAAUUCUUGAGCCUCUAAAUCGGCCUGUAUUCCCAUGCCAUCUUCCUGCAGCCCAUCUUCUGACUCAACUGGCUCUUGUAUCUGAAACCCAAAAUCCCCUUCUUCAUCCUCACUCUGGCUAUACUGUGGCUGAGUCACAACAUCCUCUUUCUUAUGUCCAUUCCUUUCCCCUUCCAUCCAUCCCUCUCUCUAUUCAUAUCUUUCCCUUGGAGCCCCCGGUGGUGUAGUGGGUUAAACCCUUGUGCUGGCCGGACUGCUGACCGACAGGUUGGCGGUUCAAAUCCAGGGAGCAGAGUGAGCUCCUGUCUGUCAGCUCUAGCUCCCCAUGUAGGGGCAUGAGAGAAUCCUCCUCACAAGGAUGGUAAAACAUCAAAACAUUUGGAUGUCCCCUGGGCAACGUCCUGCAGAUGGCCAAUUCUCUCACACCAGAAGCGACUUGCAGUUUCCCAAGUCACUCCUGACAGAAAAAAAAUACCUUUCUUCCUUCGUCAGUCCCUCUUCUCCUUCCCUUAAUUCAUCCAUGCCUCCCACUUUUCUUUCCUUAAUCAUUUUCUUCUUUUCCCUUCUUCCUUCCAUCCAUCCAUUCAUUCAUCCAUGCCUCUUCCCCCUUGUUUAGUUAAUCUUUCCCUUCCUUUUCCUCCAUUCAUCUAUCUAUUCAUGCUUUCCCUUCUUCUUUCCUUUAUCUUUCCUUUCCAUCCCUUCUUUUAUUCAUAUUUCCGCCUUCCUUCAUCAAUCCCUCUUUCCCUUCAUCCAUGCCUCUCCCCUUUCUUUCCUUAAUCUUUUCCUUCUCUUCCUUCCUUCCAUCCAUCCAUCCCUCUUUCCUUUAUCUUUCCCUUCCCUUCCUUCCUUUCCAGCCUUGCACAGCUUCUCUCAGUAUAAACAGUCACUCACUACUCUCAUCAUCAGCCAGUCCAGAAUAACAACAACAAUAAUAAUAAAACUUUAUUUAUAUACCACCCUAUCUCCUCAGGGGACAACAGCAAGGAAACCAUACAACCAUACAACUUAAAACAAUAGAACAACAAAGCAUAAUACGAUAAGGAACGAAGUACACUAAACAUACAGAUCAAUCAAUUAACCACAGGCUUAAGAACUAAUAACAAGACACUCCAUCAGCAGGCCAGGAUCCAAGCCAAUGCAGAUUCAGACAACAAACUAUGCAGGGAUUAUCCAGAUGUCAUAGUCAGUAGUCCAUUCUGAAGGUCCUCACCAAAACAUCCAAGACUAUUCAUAAUCCAACGUCCAAAAUAUGACAAAGUACACUAAGUUAUCCAAGCUAUAGCAUAUUCCAAAUGUUUCUCCAAGCAAACACCAAAUCCAAACGGUCACUCUUUAUGCCCCAUAGUACAAAUGCUCUCACCUGUUGACCCUUCUCUGUGCCAGCCAGGUGGAUUUGCACAGCUAAAUAGCAUGAGUCCUCAGUUGUGGUCUUUCUGGGAUACUUAACUCUGCUUCAUUGCUCUCCUGAUCCUGAGUUAACUCAGGACUCCUUCAUCUUUGUCUGUAUUGCAAACCCAGACUCACUCACUCCUUCCUUCCUUCCUUCCUUCCUAGUCCAAACCUUGGAACCACUUGCUUUUUUUGCAAUGCACACCAGGCUGCUAUCCUUAGAUUAUGUUUUGCGGUUUUGUAACGAAAGGCUCCCAUUUGGAUCUUGGAGACAUGAAAUUUCCAAGAAAUGUUAAAGCUAGAAGUUGUAAAAGUUCCUGGAUUACACAUCUCCAAAAAAGCUGGCGUUCUUUCUAGCUAGGGGAUUCUGGAUCUUGUGGUGCAAAAGAACCUCUGGUUGAAGCCAUGCGGAAGAAAGCCUUUUAAAAAAAGUUCAGGGGGAAAAUAUAUAAAUUAUAUGCAAUACAAGUUGAGCAUCCCUUAUGUGGAGUUCUGAAAUCUGAGACAAAAUUGUGGCUGGAGAGAGCGGCGCUUUGGCUUUCGGAUGGUAAAAUGAGCACAAAAUGACUUUCAUGCACAAAUAUUGUAUAAAGUUACCUUCAGGUUAGGUGUACGUGAAACAUAAAUGAAAUUUGUGUUUUGUAGACUUUGGACCCAUCUCCAAUUCCUCUCCUUGUGUACAUAUAUGCCAAUAGAUAUAUUCCAGAAUCAGAUAAAACCCAAAAUCCCAAACACUUCUGGACCCAAGCAUUUUGGAUAAUGGAGACUCAACUUGUUUAUAUUUCUUGAUAGCACAACACUGCCAUCUAUGUGACUCAAAUGCUUUGGGCUUUCAUUCCCAUUGUUCUUGAGCAACAUAACCAGUGGUUGGGAAUGGUAGUUUUGGAAUAUUUGGCACAUUAUGGAGGAAGUGGGCUUAAUGCCCAUGCGCAGGUUCUGGUGCUUGGGAUGUGCUUUUGUGCAUGCAUUUCAAGGCACAUUACACCAAGCCUUACACUUAAUUUCUUGGGAAUUAUCGGUCUGUGUGCAUUGAAAUCGGCAGAUAGAGAAAUGUGACUUCCAGUUUGCAGAACCUUUUAGCCAUUGGUAGCAUCAGAGCACUUUCCUUUCUGCACACUUUAGGAGCGCAUCAUGUACCCGGAACUUUUCUAAACUUGCAAAGUAAAGCUAAAGCUGCACAUUGCCAUGGAGAGGACCUCAUUGAGGUCUAGAAACCUGGCGAGCAUUUGGUGCCGGUUAGGGAUCCCUUCACCUUGGAGAUUCCUCCUUCUUUUCCUAAAGGUCACAUUCUUAGAAUGCAUCUACACUGUAGAAUUAAUGCAGUUUGAUACCUCUUCAGCUGUGAUAGGACAGUGCUAAAGACCUUGUAGCUCUACAAGCCUUCUUAGCAAAGUGUGGAUGCCCCAACAAACUAUAAAUCCCAGGAUUCUAUAUUAUUCAGCCAUGGCGGUUUAAGGUAGUGCUAAACUGCAUUAAUUCUAUAGUGUAGAUGCACCAUAUCAGAAUAAUUUCUUUUCCCUUUUGCAAGUAAUAAAUGGCAGCUAGAACAAUUGCGUUGCAACAGCAACAAUGCAAUUGUAAUUAUAUGACGGGAGGCAGUGCAAGCAAGCAAAAAUUGCAUUGCUUUUAAUGUGUUUUAUUUCCUUUUUGUACUGAUGCCAAUCCCGAUGCGUUUUGAUAAUCAUGAGCCAUACACCGAGGACACAAACAGCAGGAGUUGAACCAAUGAUGGCAUGGAGAAAUGCCAUUAUUUUAAACGAAAACAACAAAAAUAUGAGCCCUACUAUUUUCACUGUUGGUUUACUUUUAGGGUACUUUGCAAAACAUUAGUUUGGGGAGAGCUUCAAAAGGACUUUUAUGUACAUUAUUGGUGCUUUUGGAUAAAAUAACGUGUUGACUUUCCGCUCUCAUUUUUUUUUUGUAAUUUUAUGCAUAAUAUACAUAGUAUGUCGGAAUUUAUUUUUCUAGCCCAGACUUCUGGUUAGAUGCUAAACUGGGGGAAAAAGUCUGUCACCAGAUUUGGUUGGAAUAGGAAUGUUUUACAUUAUGAAUAUGGAAUUUCAGGACAUAGGCAUUGUGUUCAGAUCGGUCCCUGAAAAUCUGGAUUUUUCUGAAAAUUCUGAAAAAUCUCAAUAUUGUUGCAAAAGGAAGGCAAAAGAUUAAAAUUUUGACCUAAUGAAAGGCAGGGAAAAUAUUACUGUCUUGUCCCAUGAAGUCCCCAAAAUCCAUAGUUGCCAGUGUGGAUUUUUGUUACCAAAUUUAUAUGGUUUCUUUGGGUGCAUCUACAAAAGGCAUGGGCUUAUCUGGUUUGGGAAAUAGCUGGAGGGAUCCUGGCUGUGAUAUUACUAUUUUCCUCAGUCUAGACCAGGCAUGGGCAAACUUUGGCCUUCCGGAUGUUUUGGACUUCAACUCCCACAAUUCCUGACAGCCUACCAGCUGUUAGGAAUUGUGGGAGUUGAAGUCCAAAACAUCCGGAAGGCCAAAGUUUGCCCAUGCCUGAUCUAUACUGUCAUAUUAAUGCAGUUCGAUACCUCAUCAACUUCCAUGGCUCAACACUAUUUAAUCCUUGGAAGUUGUAGUUUGGUGAGGCACCAGUACUAUGCGGUAUAGAAGACUGGAAUUUUUUUAAAACUACAACUCCCUUCAGUCCAUUAGAACUGAGCCAUGGCGGUUAAAGUGGUAUUAAACUGCAUUAAUUCUACAGUGUGGAUCCAGUCUUGCAGAAAAGCUCUUUGGCUUUGAAACUUCUCUGAAAUAUUGCAAAUCAGAGCAAAGGCUUUUGGCUAAAGGGAUUUUUCCAUUUUUCCUUUCUUUUGGAACCUAACCAAUGGGAUUUUAAGAGGAAUUGUCCCAGAAAAUAGCCUUUUCCCACUGGGGUGUCAAAUGUGUAUUGAUUUUACGCCCCAAAUAUUCAAUAUUUGUGGCCAGCAUAGGAGCCAAAUGGCAAAAAGACAUUCAGGUUGGUUAUAUUUUGCUUGUCCAAAAAUAGAGCACUUAAAUGUCCAAUAGUUAAAACAGGAGAGCUGAUCUUACAUAGGAAUAUAUUUGCUGUCAGUAUUUUUGUUCUUUUAUUGGAGUUAGGGCCCCACUUCUCGUUGUUUUUUCAUGUACACUUUUUAUAAAGGAAAGGAAGGAAUGGCAGCGUUUUCCUUCGGUUUCCAAAUCCCUGAUGUUGCAAAAGAGUCUACACUUUGGAAUUAGCACAGUUUGGCUCCACUUUAACUGCCUCGGAUUAAUUGCAAUGGAUUCCUUCUCUUGCAAGCCUUCUCUUUCGAAGAGGAUUGGUGCCUCGCUGAGCUCCCAUUGAAUUGAGUCAUUUAAAGGGGUAUAAAACUGUGUUAAUUCUGCAGUGCGGACGCACCCUUGGUAUCCUAUGUGUAUACUGUACCAACCUUUUUUUAAUAAGCACUAAUUUGGUGGAGGAGGAGCAGUUUUUUAUUUCAUUUGAUGCACUGUGAACCCUUGAACCCAAAAUGAAUGCAUACCAGUUUAAUGCAUUCAUAUAAUGCACUAAUUUGAUACCAGUUUAAUUGCCAUGGCUCAGUGAUAUGGGAUCCUGGGAAUUGUAGUUUGGCGAGGUACCAGCACUAUUUCUCAGAGAAGGCUAAAGGUAUUCUAAACCUACAGCUCCCAGGAUUCCAUAGCAUUGAGUCAUGGCAGUUAAAGUGGUAUCAAACUGCGUUAAUCCUGCAGUGUGGAUGCACCCAUAAGGCACACUGAAAGCUCAAGGCGCUAGUCCACAUUUAAGUGAUGAGUUCCAGCUCUUUCUUGCAAUACAAUGCCUCGAAAACAUGAUGUAGAUUAGAAGAAAUCGGAUAGGGCUCAAAUCUGGAACUGGAAAGGAAAUGUUAUCAUCAAACCAGAUUUGGGGUUGGAAAUAAUAUCAUCCUGGUGAAUUACUGUCUAAUUGGAGCUUUCCUUUCAUUUCUUUUCCUUUUUGAUUGUCUUCCAAGUAUUAUUUUUUAUUGUAAACAAACAAAAAAAAGAAACAAUGUGAAAUGUAAUUUUUACAACAGCAAUAUGAAAUAUAUUUUAUAAUAAAAUGAUAUGGCUUGAUA
Messenger RNA from Anolis carolinensis (green anole), 10887 nucleotides. It is a transcript of the gene znf395, whose product is annotated as zinc finger protein 395. Gene Ontology annotation, biological process: regulation of transcription by RNA polymerase II. Bases 102 to 1694 code for a protein of 530 amino acids. Gene Ontology annotation, cellular component: nucleus. Gene Ontology annotation, molecular function: DNA-binding transcription factor activity; RNA polymerase II cis-regulatory region sequence-specific DNA binding. The record is from RefSeq and is a predicted model, not a curated record. Lineage: Eukaryota; Metazoa; Chordata; Lepidosauria; Squamata; Anolidae. The transcript is spliced from 10 exons.